Molecule: messenger RNA, 837 nt
Organism: Striga asiatica
Lineage: Eukaryota; Viridiplantae; Streptophyta; Magnoliopsida; Lamiales; Orobanchaceae
Source: the annotation of a GenBank genome assembly
AUGGACGACAAAAUUCUUCUUAUCUCAUACGAAGAAAUAGUAACAUACUACUACUCAUCGAAUUGGUAUCAGAGCAAUUCCGGAAAUUGGAUUUCUAAUCUUGGUUCUCUAAUGGAUUCUUCACUUUCGAAUGUAAGGAUAACCCCUAAGGAAGAGAGAGUGGAGAGUAGUAAAGAGUCUAGGAAAGAAGAUCAUCUUUGUUCUCUUGAGCCCAAACAUAUUGGGAUGAAUGUCAUAGAGGAAGAAAUGCCUAUUGAUACUGUUAAACCGAUUGAGGCAGUCCCUACCAGCUCUCAUUUGGUAGAAGUUUAUAUUCAACAUGCCUCUAUGGGGGAUAAGAUAGGUCUCAGGAAAAAGAGUUCUUAUGUUAGAAAACCUAAAAAUGGGCCUGUUAAUAGAAAAAAGAGGGUUGAGGGCUGGAACGAGCGUAUAACAAGAAUUCUUGAAAUGCCGUGGACAUUCCUGAUUGGUGCUGAGCUCACUAUCGUGCAAAGUCAGCUCUUGAAAACUGAAAUUAAGUGCUAUUACAACUCACCCCAUGAUCAUGAAGUUACUACAUCACCUUCCACGACUCGAGGGUCGGAAAGCUACAAUACGGGUCGAACUCCAGCCCGCCACCGUCGUGCCUCGCCGCCGGGAGCGGCGGCACCACCAGGUUCGAGGGGGCGCCGUCCGCCAGGAAACUCGACGCGCCGAACGCCGGCUGAAAGCCACCCAUCUGAAUCCGAUCCACCAUCCUGUGCGGCUCCGGCCUUAACAUCUGAGCCGGCAUCGGCGGCAUCACCUCGACGGCGCCGGGGAACCUCACGCCGGUCACCUGCUGCACCAUCUGCCUGA